GUGCGCGUUUUCCUAGCGCGGGCUCGAGUGGUGUGUAGCUCUCCGUGGCCCCUGCUGCAGCCCCAGCUCCCGGUCCAGGAAGGCUCGUCCCCCGCUCGGAAUGUUCCCGGAACUCAAUAACCUUCUCAACACCACUCCUGACAGGGCGGAGCAGGGGAAACUGACUCUGCUCUGUGAUGACAACACGGAUGGCAGCUUCCUUGUGCACCACUUUCUCUCCUUCUACCUCAAAGCUAAUUGUAAAGUCUGCUUUGUGGCGCUGAUCCAGUCCUUCAGUCACUACAAUAUCGUGGGACAGAAGUUGGGUGUCAGCCUGACUGCGGCCCGGGAGUGUGGGCAGCUUGUGUUUCUAGAAGGUCUUAAGUCUUCGGUGGAUGUUUUCUUCCGGGCUCAGGCCGAGCCACACCCCUUGCAGUUCCUCAGGGAGGCCAAUACUGAGAACUUGCAGCCACUGUACGAAUUUGUGCGGGAGGCUCUGAAGCCCAUGGAUGAUGGAGAGACUGCGUGGAGGUGCCCCGUGCUGCUGGUGGACGACCUUAGUGUGCUGCUGAGCCUGGGCGCGGGGGCGGUGGCUGUGCUGGACUUCAUCCAUUACUGCAGGGCCACCGUGUGCUGGGAACGAAAGGGAAACAUAGUGGCCCUGGUGCACGACAGUGGAGACACCGAAGAUGAGGAGAACAACAUCCUUUUGAAUGGCCUUAGUCACCAGAGCCACCUGAUCCUGCGGGCCGAGGGGCUGGCUACUGGCUUCUGCAAGGACGUGCAUGGGCAGCUACGGAUCCUCUGGAGGACACCGUCACAGCCCACAGCCCAGUGGGAUCGGAGCCUCACUUACCAGUACAAGAUCCAGGACAAGAGCGUGUCGUUUUUUGCCAAAGGAAUGUCUCCUGCUGUUCUGUGACCUGAUUGAGGGGCCAGUGUACCUUGGACUGUUUUCAGAUGUGAAAGAUCAAGCAACGAGUAGGAAUGGGUCUGCCGCCUUUGCAGUGGUGUCUCAGCCUGGAUUGGCAGCCCCAUGGUGCCCAGCCCGCUGGAGCGGCGCUGCGAUGGUACUCCUCUGUCCCCCUGGGCCCUGUUCAGGAAGCACUUAAGGAGUCACAGCCCGGCCUCUGCUGAGAGAGAGAGAGGUCACGUGUUGACACCAGGUGAAAGUCAUCCCAGGAGCCUUUCAUUAAAUACACUUUAGCCUCAACUGCCCGAUUUUGGCCGUUGUGCCUUUCAGAGCCAGAGCAGGUGUGAAUGUGCCAGCCAGGGGGACGGUCCUAGACGGCAGGCCUCGAGGGGACAACCUGGGUAAUUAUGGCUGUGGUGAUGGCCUCCUGUGGUACGUCAUGGCUUCCUCAUGAUGGAUUGUCUCAUUUAAUUUUCACCUUCUUCCAGCAAAGGUAUUUUCCCUUCAGUCCAAGUAAGAAAACCAGCUUAAAGAGGUUUGGAAGGCCGCUCACGGUUGUAGAGCUGUAGGUGGGGGAGCCUGACUCUGAAGUCCACGCCUGCGGACUGACCCUCAUAGAAACCGGGGGCAGGCUCCCCAUCCCGUCCACGGCCUCACUUCCUCCUGGGUGUGUGGUCCCUGGCCCAGGUGCUCAUGAAACCACGGCCUCGGACUCCUGAGGCUUCCUGGCCGUGGUGAGAGGGGCCCGGAGGGAUGGGGCCGUGGCCCGUUGCUGCCUCCUUCACCUGCAGAGACUGAAGAGGUGAGCUCCUGCCCCCGCGUCCGCAGAUCCAGCUGGCCACGCUCAGCCCAUCGGUCACUACCGUCUCUUUCUCUACAUUUUGUUGUACCACAAUGAAUUUGACUUUAAAAAUAAAUAAAAUGAAAAAAAAAAAAACACUGCAGGGACUAAGAACAUUUCAUA
This is a messenger RNA of Suricata suricatta (meerkat), 1856 nucleotides long. RefSeq names its product elongator acetyltransferase complex subunit 6 (gene ELP6). Bases 101 to 901 code for a protein of 266 amino acids. Gene Ontology annotation, biological process: tRNA wobble uridine modification. NCBI's taxonomy places the organism in Eukaryota, Metazoa, Chordata, Mammalia, Carnivora, Herpestidae. The transcript has 7 exons. Gene Ontology annotation, cellular component: elongator holoenzyme complex. The record is from RefSeq and is a predicted model, not a curated record.